AUGAAGGAACCACUCGUUUUCGCGUACUAUUGCUCUGGGCAUGGCUAUGGCCAUGCGACACGGGUCUCCGCGUUCGCUCGCCACCUCCUUAACCUCGACUCUCGGAUGACAAUACAUAUUGUCUCGUCUGCUCCAAAGCAUGUUUUCAACGACAGCAUUAGUCUCGGGGUCCUCUAUCGUUUUGCCGAGAUUGACCCAGUCAUUGUACAACCCGUGGCAUAUCGAGUCGAUCGUCACAGGAGUGUUGAAGCCCUCAGGUCCUUUUUAGCACGCAAGGAAUCUCUUCUGGAGCAAGAACGACAGUGGCUCUUCGACGUAGAGGCCGACUGUGUUCUUAGCGAUGCUGCCUUCCUUGGAUGUCUUGCCGCAAAUGCCACGGGGUUGCCUUCCAUCCUCAUAUCAAAUUUCACAUUCGACUCUGUAUACAGCUUCCUUUCAACAAAAUUUGUAGACCAAGUCGAUUCACCUCUAGGAGACGAACUUUCGAUUGGUCACCACACUCCGGAUUAUCCAAUCUCAGACGAAGAGCUAAAACCCUUGGUUCAACAAAUAUAUUAUGGUUACCGCUGCGCGGACCUUCUUGUUCGACUUCCUGGAUGUAUACCUAUUCCAUCGUUCUCAACUUCCCCGUCGUUACCCGCGCCGCGCUGGACUAACCAGGGCAGCAACACACUCCUAGAUGAUGUUGUAGCUCAUCUUGUUCAGAAACCCUCUACACACGUACUCCAUUCUUCGAUACCUUUCGCCGACUCACACCCUAAGAAACCGUUUGCUCGUAGCAUCAUCCAAGCUCCCCUUCUCGUUCGUGGUAUUAGCAAGGGGCCAAACACAGUUUACUCCCCCAUUGGUCGAUCCCGAUUUCUUUCGUCGCUUGGUGUCCCUGAGCACCUACAUAAUCCAGAUGAGACGAAGAUUCUAAUAGUUUCAUUUGGCGGACAGGUCUUCCAGAAGCCAACUUCUAGUCGCGGGAGCAGCACAGGUCACUCAAGUCCACGAUGCAAAACACCUCAAAUUGAUCCUCCUGCGGAGCUACGGCAGAUCCCUGAUAGCCCGCGAACAUCAAAGAUCCGUCCUUGCAGUGACGCUCUCAGCAAAAUGGACACGCCAUACGGCGCCCCUCCGGUCAUCAAGCCUGAGCCUAGCCAUAUGUCAUGCGCGAUGUUGACCAAAACAGAGUUUUGUAUCAAAAAUAACAUCACCCGUUCAUAUUUGGAUACUCUUGUUCCUUCCGCUUCGGACAUAAUGCUCGAUCACGUUGUAGAUGACUUUGAUACACGGCUGCUACCAGACUCGUCUUGGAUCGCAAUUGUGUGUGGAGUAUCAAAAUGGGGGCAGGAUGGGUCAGACGAAAAGCCUCCGGACAGGUUUUUUAUGGCCCCGAAAUACGUCUACAUGCCCGAUCUGACAGCUGUCGCAGACGUUCUGCUCGGCAAACUAGGAUAUGGGACAGUUUCGGAAUGCGUCGAUGCUUGCACGCCUUUCGUUUAUGUCGCACGUCCACUUUUUGUGGAAGAGCAUGGCUUGAAGCUGCUGCUCGCACGGGAAGGAGUUGGAAUCGAACUCCCUCGAGUGUCAUAUGAAGCUGGCGACUGGGCUUCUGCUGUGGAGGAAGCAUGGUCGCUGGGCCGCAAUGCGAAAGCGGAAAUGCGUAGGAAAGCUAGGUUAGGUGUUGAUAUGAAUAAGCGAGACAAAGAGGGCGCGUUACUUGCGGGGCAAGUGACGGAUUGGGUCAGGACUUGGCACGAUUCGAUAAUCCGAUGA
Molecule: messenger RNA, 1761 nt
Organism: Suillus subalutaceus
Lineage: Eukaryota; Fungi; Basidiomycota; Agaricomycetes; Boletales; Suillaceae
Exons: 5
Coding region: 1-1761 (586 amino acids)
Source: RefSeq, a predicted model, not a curated record